AUGAGGAAGAAGGUGGACGAACGUAUUAGGACUUUGAUUGAAAACGGUGUUAAACUCAGACACCGUUCCAUGUUUGUCAUCGUCGGUGACAAGUCUCGUGACCAGAUUGUUAAUCUUCAUCACAUUUUGUCAAAAUCGGUGACCAAGUCUAACACAAGUGUGCUAUGGUGCUACAAGAACAGACUCGACAUUAGCAGUCACAAUAAAAAACGUUCGAAGCAGUUGAAGAAGAUGAAGGAGAGAGGACAAUUAGAUCCUGAGAAACUUGACGCUUUCUCUCUUUUCCUUGAUGUUGGGGAAGUAACACAUUGCAUGUACAAAGAUUCUGAAAAAAUUCUCGGGAAUACCUUUGGCAUGUGCAUCCUACAGGAUUUUGAAGCUCUAACCCCAAAUCUACUUGCACGGACAAUAGAGACCGUGGAAGGGGGUGGGCUAGUUGUAUUAUUAUUGCAAUCUCUUGCUUCACUUACUAGCCUAUGCACCAUGGUUAUGGAUGUGCAUGAUAGAUUUCGAACUGAGUCACACUCUGAAACUUCCGGACGUUUCAAUGAACGUUUUCUGUUAUCACUAGCGUCUUGCAAAUCAUGCGUUGUCAUGGAUGAUGAGUUGAAUAUAUUGCCGCUUUCGUCUCAUAUCAGAUCUAUCACUCAAGUUCCAACAAAGGAGGACCCGGAGGGACUAUCUGAGGCAGAACAAGACCUAAAGAGUUUGAAAGAUGCACUAAACGAUGAGUUUCCUGUUGGUCCUUUGAUUAACCAAUGUUGUACAUUGGAUCAGGGUAAAGCUGUUGUCACAUUUUUUGAUGUGAUAUUGGAUAAGACCCUCCGGAGCAUAGUUGCUCUGAUUGCUAGUCGAGGGCGUGGAAAAUCUGCUGCUCUUGGUCUAGCUGUUGCCGGGGCUGUCGCUGCUGGGUACUCUAAUAUUUACGUAACAGCACCAAGCCCUGAUAACUUGAAAACAUUGUUCGAGUUUGUUUGCAAAGGUUUUGAUGCUCUUGAAUAUAAGGAACAUCUUGAAUAUGAUGUUGUCAGAAGUGUUAAUCCUGACUUCAAGAAAGCAAUCGUACGGAUAAAUAUCUUCAAGCAGCACAGACAAACUAUCCAGUAUAUACAACCGCAUGAACACGAGAAGCUCUCACAAGUGGAGCUGUUGGUUAUUGAUGAAGCAGCAGCUAUUCCUUUGCCAGUUGUGAAGUCUCUACUUGGCCCUUACCUAGUUUUCUUAUCAUCUACUGUCAGUGGCUAUGAAGGUACUGGUAGAUCUUUGUCCCUGAAACUCCUCCAACAGUUAGAAGAGCAAAGCCGAUCCCCUGCUACUGGUGUUGAAGGCUCUCUUUCUGGUUGCCUUUUUAAGAAGAUAGAACUUAAUGAGUCUAUUAGAUACGCUUCUGGAGAUCCAAUUGAAUCCUGGCUCAACGGUUUACUAUGCCUUGAUGUUGCUAAUUAUCUCCCAAAUCCUGCCUGCCAUCCUCUGCCAAGCCAGUGUGAUCUCUACUAUGUCAACCGAGACACGCUAUUUUCUUAUCACAAAGACAGUGAAUUGUUUUUACAGCGAAUGAUGGCACUUUGUGUCUCUUCUCACUACAAGAAUUCUCCUAAUGAUCUUCAGUUGCUGGCAGAUGCUCCUGCUCAUCAUUUGUUUGUGCUUCUCGGUCCUGUUGAUGAAUCCAAAAACCAGCUUCCUGAUAUACUAUGUGUUGUCCAGGUCUGUCUCGAAGGACAGAUAUCUCACAAAUCAGCCGUCAGAAGUUUAAGAGAUGGUCAUUCACCACAUGGAGAUCAAAUACCAUGGAAGUUCUGUGAACAGUUCCGGGACCUUGUUUUUCCAACUUAUUCGGGUGCUCGUAUAGUACGCAUAGCAGUCCACCCCAACGCCAUGAGGAUGGGAUAUGGGUCUGCUGCGGUUGAACUAUUGACCAGAUACUUUGAGGGCCAGCUAGCUUCAAUAUCAGAAGGCGACGAUGAACUCGAGGUGGAGGCUUCACCGGUUAGAGUUACCGAAGCUGCUAAAAAGGCUUCUUUGCUUGAGGAACAAAUAAAGCCUCGUGCCAAUCUUCCACCUUUGCUAGUUCCUCUUCGUGAUCGACGACCUGAGAGACUCCACUACCUCGGUGUCUCUUUUGGGCUUACUUUGGACCUUUUCCGUUUCUGGAGGAAACAUAAAUUUGCUCCAUUCUAUAUCAGUCAGAUACCAAGUGCUGUGACUGGUGAGCACACAUGUAUGCUUCUGAAACCUUUAAACAACGACGAGUCCGAAGUUAGCGAGUCAAAUGAAUUGGGCUUCUUUGCUCCCUUCUAUAAAGAUUUCAGAAUAAGGUUCUCUAAGCUGUUGAGCGAUAAAUUCAAGAAGAUGGAUUAUAAACUUGCAAUGAGUGUCUUAAACCCUAAGAUCAACUUUCCAGAGGUAGAUUCUUCGGGAAAUUCACCUGAUGGAUUUUUGAGGAAGCUCAACGGAAUUUUCUCCCCUUAUGAUAUGGAGAGGCUCAGAGCAUACACUGACAAUCUUGUUGACUUCAAUCUGAUUUAUGACCUCUGCAAAACUCUAGCACAUUACUAUUUUCAAGAGAGGAUUCCUGUCUCGCUGUCGUAUGUUCAAGCAUCUGUACUUCUAUGUUUGGGCUUGCAGGAGUUGGAAUUCUCUAGCAUCGAGAGACAAAUGCAGUUAGAGAGGGGGCAAAUAUACUCUCUUCUAUUAAAGGUUGGAAAGAAGUUAUACAAAUAUUUGAAUGGUAUUGCAACCAAAGAGAUCACAGCCACCUUACCUCGUCUGAAAGAAAGAGUGCUUGAACCUCACAAUGUAUCGGUAGACGAAGAUCUCAGGGAAGGAGCAAAAGAAGUCGAGGAACAAAUGAGAGCAAAGGUGGAAGAAUUGUUGGAUCCGGAGCUGCUUGAACAAUUUGCUAUUGGGGGCAAAGAAGCUGAAGCUUUGCAAAAGUCUAAGAUCUCUUCAAGUGGUAUUAUCAGUAUUGAGUCCACCAAAUCUGAUAUCAAAGUAAAGCCAUGUGGUUUUGACAAAUCCAGCAAAAAGAGGGGCAAUGAUAAGCAAUCCUCCAAAUCCAACAAGAAGAGAAGAAACUAA
Messenger RNA from Arabis nemorensis, 3078 nucleotides. The record is from the annotation of a GenBank genome assembly. NCBI's taxonomy places the organism in Eukaryota, Viridiplantae, Streptophyta, Magnoliopsida, Brassicales, Brassicaceae.